Rhizophagus irregularis DAOM 181602=DAOM 197198 is the source of this 345-nucleotide messenger RNA. Lineage: Eukaryota; Fungi; Glomeromycota; Glomeromycetes; Glomerales; Glomeraceae. The record is from RefSeq and is a predicted model, not a curated record.
GAAUAUCACUUGACAGGCGUUCCAUUUAUGAACUUUAAAAAAAAAAAAGCAAACUCAACUUUUUCAAGGAUGCGUUUAUUUACUAACCCGCCAUCGUAGAAUGGGCGUGCUUUUCAGUCGCAUGUUUUUUUGUAACAAAAGUUUAUACACGAAAAGAAAAAAUAGGUAUUUUAUAUAUUAUUUUGGUGGAAAAAGAACAUUGAAAAAUCUUUUUUAUUUUGUCAUUUUUUCGCAAAAAAACCUAUUUAACCGUAGAAAAAAGAAAAUUCAAAUAGUCUCUAGAUAUCCCUUAUUUCAACAUAAUUUCACAUAUCAAAAGAGACUAUACCCAUAAAAAAAUAAGUA